AGAAGGGAGAGAGAGUGAAAGGGAGAGGAGGAGGAGGAGGGUUUGCGUUGGUGUGUUGGUUGGCAGAGAGAGCGCUUGUCAAAAAAACCUUCCUCUGACAGAAGGCAUGAUUCACAGCAGAGAGAGAGGGAGAGGAGGGAGAGAGAGGGGGAGAGAGAGGGAGACAAGCGUCAGAAAAAGCGAAAAACGGCAGAGAUAAAGAGAGAGAGAGAGAGAGAGAGAGAGAGAGAGAGAGAGAGAGAAAGAAACGACAGGGGCAGAGAUGCCGACAGACGGUGGUAAUCAACAAGCACAGCCAGAAUGAAAGGAGACGCUUUGACUGGAUUCAAUCCUCCAUCCACUCUGCUCAGCCUUUCUGUCGCUUUGUGUCUGACUGACUAACGCUCCACUGGAUAAAGACGUAAUUGGCUCUAAAUGGACAGCCAGAAUAAUAACCAACCAGAAUAAAUACAAAUGCAGACAUGCUGGGAUGAGAGUGGGAGAGAAGAUGAGCUAAGAACAAUAACCCUGUGGACAUAAAAACUGGACACAUUUUGUCUUAUAUUUUCAUGUUUUUCUGGUUGGAAUAUUUCAUUUGGACAAUAUCUUGUUUUUUAUGUCAUGGAGCUUUUGACUAGCAGAUUUUUUGCAGCAAUGCGAAUACUUUGAUCACAAGAUUAUCCUGACUUGUCAUUUAAACAGACGGAAUAUGCUUCAGUAUUUUACCAUAAAAGAAAAUGCAAAAAUGUGUUUAUUUUGCCAUGGCCUUCUCAAAGCCAGCUGCCAUGCAUCUUGCAGACUCUGAUGUGUAUUUUGCAAGCAGAAUUUUUCAGAAUUAGUCAAAUAAACAAAUUCACAAUUCACUCUUCAAGCUUCAAACGUGCCUCCCAGCAACCCCUCCCACCGUCAGCCAUCCGACCAAUCAUGGGCAAGCCUCUUAGUCGUCCCGGGUGUUUCAGGAAGAGCUCCUGCUGCCUGGAGAAACAUGGAGCUGGGGAUGGGGGACUGGGAGGGCGAGCUGGGGUGGAAGGAGGAUAUGGAGAUGGCUACGUACCCCAACGAUCCAUCUAUGAUACCAUGUGUAUCAAUCAACAGAUUGACAGCCAUCACCAUCACCCUGGAGGGUCAAUAAGGCGAGAUGGUGGAGGUGAGGGGAGUUUUAGCUACUCUGCAAGCGGCUCCCUAAGGGUUAGCAGAUCUCCGGCUGACAUGUUCGAUCCGCAGCCCCGCUCUCUAACUCCGAACCCCUCGUUUGUCCGGCGACUGGAUGAAAGAGCCAUCUAUGAUUCAUUGAAGCUUGGGGCUCAGGAUGUCGAUGUUGGCGGCUGCCAUUCUCCAGGAUGUUUCAACCGAUCAGUCUCUCCCUCCGUGUCAUCAUUCUCAGCACCGGGAGUGUCCUCCUCCUCAUCCAAGAAACAUCAUCAUAGCCACCACCAUCACCAUGGAGACAGUACAAAGAACAGAGAUGGCCGACAAUCCUGGAAAGUCUUGACACCUCCGAAACACCUGGAGUGUCUGGAGCUUACUACAACCGAAAUGAUGGACAGAGGAGGGGGGUAUCUGAACCCAGGACAAUACCCUCCCCCUGGGGGGCAGUCCUCCUCUCUUACCUCCCCCCUCAUUUCCCCCUUCUCCGGCUCACCUCUCUCCUCGGGUUACCAUACUCCAGUGUUUUUCUCCCCUGCCAAACCUCGCCCCAGUCAGUCUCAGAGUUUGCGAUGUUCCCCUCCCCACGUUAUCCAGCCGAGGCAUUAUUCCCAAACCCAGAGCCUCAGGCUGUCACCCCCCCUAGAGCUUAGACGAUCCCCCUACCGUUCCCCGCUGGUCCAACUGUCCGCUCAUGACCUCGAGCAGGACAUGAGGGAUCGAGGAGGGGGAUGGGGCCGGAGUGAGCGAGAAAGGGAGUGGGAGAGGGAGAGAGAAAGGGAGAUGGAGCGAGGGUGGGCCCAGCGAGAGUGGGAAAGAGAGAGGGAGAGGGGGAGAGUGGAAAGGGAGAGGGCGAGAGAAAGGGAGAGGAGGGAAACAUCGUUUGGGACCUUCGGAUAUGGUCGACCAGUUCCUCUGCGUUCAGACAGAGACUCUGUGUUUUUAGAGCCCGACCAGGUUCUAGACACAACGCCCCUGUUGCUCCCCCAGCCCUCACCUUCACCCUCCCCUAGCGCUGCCCCCAGAAUGGGCACCGGUGCUGUGGGUAGGAACAGAGCCGGGUCAAAGGUUGGCCCUGAUAAUGUAAGUGGGGUUAUGGUUUCAAAGUUUGACAAUGGGAGUGUGGGUUUGGUGUUAAUUGACAGCAGAUCUGGGUGUGGGCCGAGGUUAGUAUGUGAAGUUGGAAACAUGUCAGAGGCUGAAAUCAGGGCUGGAAUACAAGAACACCAUAGAGCUGAAAGUUGGAACAAAUAUGACAACGGAUCCAGGGCUAGCAUUAAAAAUGGGUCUGAAACAAGAAUGGGUUCCCAGGUGAAAACACGACCAGGGGGACGGGAUCUGGAAGGAAAAGUGCAGUCUGGGGUGGGGAUAGAAAAUAUGGCUCCAGCUGUGUACAAGGAGGGACACAGGGGAGGGAUAAGGAGUGGAGAAAAAACUGGAAGGAGUGUGGUUAAACCAGAACCUGUUGCUGAGACUAUACCUUCAACUGUGACUGACAUAGAGAACAGGAUUGAGCCUGGAGAUAAAGUUGAAAUUGGAGCUGGACCUGGUCCAGGGAUGAAGCCAGAGAUUGAGGCAGAGGUCGAGGAAAAAGCUAGUGCAAGGCAGGUGGAGAUCAGGACUGGAAGAGAAGCUGGAGGUGAAGCUACAGUUAACAAUGAUGUUGAUUCAGUAGCAGAGUCCAGAGUAGAAGCUAACGUUGAAACUGAUGUUAAGAUUGCUCCAACACCUGAGCCUGAGGCAGUACUAGAGACUGUGGUUAGUAAUGAGACAGGGACUAAAAGUACCAUUGAGACUGGGGUUGUCAGUGAAACCCAGAACAGCAACAAGACUACAGAUAAAGCCCAGAUAAGUGUUGUGGCUGUGGAUAAAACUGAUACUGCCCUUGCAGAUCAGGCAGAGAAAAAGCAUUUGGAUAUUGAUAAAAUUGAAUCUAGCCAUGUAGAGAAAGGUUCCAGGUCCCACAAGUCCAAAUCAUCCAAGUCCAGCUCUAGGAGUCGACCUGGCACGGCCACAGGGCUCCGACCAGGCGUGGCCAGCCCUCGCCUAAGCAGAGGGUUUGGAGACCUUGAGUCAACAGUCCCCACUGAGGGCAUCGAGUCCACCUGGCCUCGCCGAAUCAUUGUCAGAAAGAGGACUGUUCGUCAGGGUGGGGCACUCCACAACCUCCCUAUUCUACCCCCACUCCCCGCUGUCCUCUCAGCUUUGGAGAAGAGGCGCCCACAUGCCCACCUCAACCCCCGUCCAGGUCACGUCUCAGAGAACCCGCUAACCACAACUAUUAUGAAUGCUACAAGUAUGGUGGGCCGAUGCUCAUUUAAAGAGCCCUCCAAUCCAGAACUAGGACAGGGUUCUAGUUUUGUUGGAAGGGCUUCCCUGAAGGAGCAGAACUUGGAACAGUGGAGGGUCUGCAGAGAGCAAGAAGAACCCAAGAGAUCUAGGAGCAAGGAGAAACAAGGAGAGCAGAGAAAGGAGAAGACUCAAGUGGAGGUGAGGAAGGGGAAGGAAGAGAAGCGAGACAAGGCGAGGAGAGAAGAGAAAGACAAAAGGGAGGACAAAGUGGGUAAGGAGAAAGAGAGGGUUACUGUCAGUGAGGGGCUGGUGGAGGAAACCAAACGGGAAAAGUCAGAGAGAAGGGUUGAAGGGAAAGUGCAAGGCGAUGAAAACAUAAAGGAAGAUGUGAAAAGGGAAAGGGAUGUAGAAAUAACGUGUGAAAAGGUGGAGGAUAGAGGAAUGAAGAUUAAGGAUGGAAUACAAGAGUUGGAGGAGGUGGUGGCUAAAUCAAGGAAAGAAGAAAGUGAGGUGGAGGGAGGAGAAGGAGGCACAUUUGGAGAGGAAGGGGGGAUAGAGGGUUGGGACACUGUCCUUGACAUGGUCAACACACUGUGGGAGGACGGCUGGGAGAAAGGGGGUGCGGGAGGAGGUGGUGAUACAGAUUCCUUCUCGGGCUCCCUGCAACGUUGGCCUCUUCUCCGGCCCCCAAUUGGCUUCGGGGGCUCCCACCCCCCCUCCUCAGCAGCCUCGGAGCUCAGCCUGACAGAGUUGGAAAGGAGAGCCAGGGAGCUGGACUCUGACCUGGAGCACCUAGACCUGUCUCAGCCUCACAGGGACACCCAGGAUUUAUACCAAUCACUGCUGGAGCCACAGAGGGAACGAGCUGACAUGUACCAAACACACCCUGGACCACAGAGGGAGAAACCUGCUCUCUUGACAGGAGUGGGAAGCAGAUCCCAGGUCAGUUUGGAGCUCAGUGUUAUGGCCUCACCAGCUACAGACACGGACAGACCUCCUGUUGACUGGUCAACCAAAUCUGCUGGGACUUCCACUGUUGGCACGAGCUCCACUAAAGAGGACAGCUCUCCAGACUCCAACCUCACACUGGAGUCCGACUCCAGUGGCGUCUUCCUCUCCUUAUCCAAUCAGAGCCAGGAGGAGGCCGGCUCUGACAGUGACCAGCCAAUCAGUGGCUCUGACCUGGGCAGCAGCAGCACGUCACUGGAGAAAGACGGGGACGAUGGGGGGUUAAAGGAAUGGGGGAGGGAGGAGAGUGCAGAGCUCCAGUGGUGCUACCCAUCACUUCUCAACACCUCCUUGCAUGAAGACACAGAAGGAGAUAGCGGAAGAGAGGAAGCAGGACAUGGGAAGAUGGGGAGAUAUGAAGAGAGAGGGAGAGUUGAGCAUGGAAGGAGGGUUGGUAAAUUAGGAACAGUUUCAAUCAUUAAGAGCCCAUUCAACCACAAAGACAUUGAGUUCUCCACAUCUUUAAAUGCCCCACAAAGUGAAGAGAUACCUCCCAGGAGAAAAGUGACCCUCAUGGGAGGUGACUAUCCUCUUCCUCUGUCUCCGUCAAAACAAGCAAUCAAACAGCUUCUAGAUCCUAAUCAGAAACCAAUCAGAAGCUCAGGACUGGACUGUGGUGACUUGGAUCCCUUUGUCCAAUCGGACAGCUUUGUUUACCUUGCCGUGUCUGCAAGACCUGCCACCCAGGGUGAAGUCACUACACUGACAGAAGUAUCCACCCAUGGUAUUAAACAAGACAGUGUACAGCAACAUCCAGACAGUACGAAAACACACUUGGACCAGUCGAGCACGGAAUGGAACGCCAAGCCGACUCAUCUAGCCCCACAAAAAACCAGAGGAAGGAGACUUCCUGUGCACUGACAGCUUCGUGUACCUGGCUGCUCCAGCCUGCCUCCUACUGGGCCCUGCAGGAACUGCACCCUAUAGCGGCAGGGAGUCCGACUCCGAGAGUUCAGGAUCUGGCCCUGUUGAUGUGUCGGUACUGGGUUGUGACUCGGUGGCAGGGGACAGUGACUGGGACUCAGACCUGUCUGACUCCGAUCCCAGUCGCUCCUCCAGAAUCUCCGCUACUGGUAACAAAUCUGCCGGCGUAGCGCGGUCCAAGCGGACGCCUGCUGAACCGGGCUGGGACUUGUUCGGAGAAACCACCGAACCUGAAGUGCUGAGUGAGCUCUUCACAGAACAGGGACAAAAAUAACAACGGCGAUGCAUGGAAGGUCACCGGGGUCACCACCAGCCUGGAAGAUCCACCAGCCAUUCCCAUGACAACCCAGCAUGUCACUAUGCCAGGGAGACAGUCGACAACAGUGGAGCAGUCGUCAACAACGAAGAAGGUGACGUGGCAGUUUAAAACCAACCCAGAGGUCAGUCUGCACAGGAAGCAGAAAGGAGAAAGAGAAGGAAGUGACAUCAUCAUCAUCAUUCGGAAGGUUCAUGGAACUGAGAGGAGGCGAUAGACCCUCCCCUUCAUCUUCAUCAUCUUCAUCAUCGUCAUCAUCUUCUGGUUGAUUUUUGAAGAUUUUUACUGUGACCGUUUGAGUGGAGCUUUCAAUGGCUGAAGCAGAGGUUGUUGCCAAAAGGUAGAAAAGAUCUUCAGCUUGUUCUGAAGAAACUGAUGGCCGGAACAACUACCAAUUUUUUGCCUGUAAAUUUUGAAUUUUGCAUCUAGCUGCUGCCAUUGCCUUCUUAUGACCUUCUAAGGCUGCAUAAAAGACUAGUGAAUUGUUGCAUUUUCUUAGUCCAGCCUACGCAUUAUCAUAUAUAAUCAGUUUAAAAGUAGUAAUCUCGAAGAUUUUCAUUUAAAGAAGUGUCUGUCUAUCUAUCGCCGAAUGAGGUAACACGAUGGUGAUUGAGCCGAUGGCCCCACCGAUGAAAGACCUUGCAUUUGCAGUAUUACGAACUGGUUGUGUCUGUGGCGACAUUCCUGGGUAAAAUCCCAAGCGGUGCUCUCUAGGAAAUGAGAUCCAAAAACACGCCUGCAAUUACCGCUUAUCGCCAUAGGUGCCGCCAAAGAGAAGGAAACGGAGAUCUUCGAGGUUGUAACUUUACGUUUGAGACAGUGUGAGACUCAGGCUAAACAGAAACCUUCAGGUUGAGAUAAUGUGGAAAUACGGCACAUAGAGAAGAUAUGCACAAGUGUCAUUCCUAAUGGGUUUUAUCAGUCACAUUUUUAAACACAGGCUUGAUUCAUUAUUUAAACGUUGACAUUAUUCUCUAUCUAAGUAAGAAAUAUGAAUCAUUCUGUGGGUUUUUUAUUCUAUUGAAUGUACUGUACAGGAUAUACACAACUACGAGGAAAAUCCACCGUAAAACAGAAUUCACAUAUGAGACAUUCUCAAUGAUUUGGCUUGAUCACCUGUAUUUAAACAUUAUUACAAUGUUGGAAUUCAGUUACAAUAACACAUACAAAGGAUAAGAGGUUGGAGAAAAAAGAGUUUCUGUCGGACUCCGUCAUUGUGAUAUCCAUUUAUAAAGAUCUAAUUAUGUAAAUUUGUCUCAGCCUUCUAUCAAAUGACACUUCCUACUCACUUUAACUGCUCUUACUUACUUCAUAUAUACUUUAAAAACAGACUUUUAACAACUGACUGAGGUCGAACUUUACAGUGUACAAUGUAUUUUAUAAUCACAUCCAAACUUUACAGUGUAUUUAACAGUGUGUCAAUAAUAUAUUUUGAAACAUUGAGAUAAAUAUGGAGUGAUAUAUGUAUAUAUCACUCAUAUCUAUAUAUAAUAUAGAGUGAUAUAUAUAUACAUAUAUAUGUGUGGAUGAAUGUGCAAACAUGAAGAAAUAAUGGAAGGAUUUAAUAAUAACAUUUGAUUUAAAUGUUUUAUUUAUCAAUUAGAUUUGAAAUUGUGAAUGUAAUAAUCGAGCAAUAUGCUUACAGAUUCAUGCUAUAUUCUCUGUUUCAUAUGUGGAAAGUGUUGCCUGAGUGAUGUGUAUAAUAAUGGCUGAGUUUCAUUUUAUUUUAUACAGCCAAAUGCUAAUUGUAAAUGCAGUUUUACACUCAUUUAAAGGUUCUGUGUGUAACAUUUUUAAACAUCGAUUUAUCAUCAGGCAGCUUGGUAUAAUUGCCAUAAACAAUGAGACCACGGUUGAGAUGAUUGACAGCCUUUGUCCCACGCCAGUGGUAUUUUUAGUGCAAGUGACUUCAUCUCCCAUAAUCCCCUUGCUCCCCAUGCUUCCUGCCUCUCCUCGCCUCUGUGGCAUCUUUGGCUUUACUGAAGAGGAUGAACAUGUGGGAGAUGAUUUUUUUUUUUUGUCCUAUUUGCCUUUCCCUCCCAUCCACCAUUUGUCAGAGUGAGAACAUUUGACAGAUUUCGCUCUGUUUGCUCUGAAAGUGAAGCAAUCCAGAAGAUUUUCCUCCAAAUCCAUGUCAGUGGCACACAAUGUAAAAUGCAGCGUGUAGGCUGGUGGAGCUGCCAAUCAUCCCAGCAGUGGAUUUGUUAUUGAGUAAUCAUACUAAUGUCUCAAAUGAACACGGCCAUUAUUCACUGAUGUUAAAAAUGACACAUGUAGAGACACCUUUAAAAGAGAGCACAGUGCUAUCAGAUUUGUUAUCCUAUUACAAAUGUGACAAAGGGAACAUGGCAGGUUGACAGGUUAUCGUCAGUUACACAAUAAUACGUCUUGUUACAAUAUGAUGUGGUUAUGAAAGGCUGUGUGGGAAGUUAUGACCUGGCAAGCAAAUUGCUUCCUAAGCAGUUGUAGUUGUGCUAUUUAAAUAUGCAUUUGAAUUUCAAAUUGGCAGUGAGAGAUAACUAUGACGAAAUCCAAGCCAAGUAUUAGUGUGUGUUAUUUGGAGGGAUGACUCUGUUGUGGGGAUGCUGCAGCCAUAUUUCUUGAUUGCAGUUGAUGGAGUAAAAUGGGUGUUUUUUGUUGUUUUUUUGCCACAAAUGAGAACCGUUGCCUUGUGCAGCUUUAACUGCCAUUGUGGAAUAUUGAAGUGCUCCGCCAGUCCUUAUUCUGAAUGAUGAUGCUCUGUGUAAACCACAGGAUUUGGCAGAGCCCUAAAUGCACCUGUUGAGUUUACUGAUGGAUUUAUUAUUAUGUAUUAUCUUAUAUUUUCUGGUGCUUUCAAGCACAGAUUUACAAGCACAUCCAGGGAGGAAUUCAUUAGCAUGCAUCUGUAUUUUUAAAGCUGCAAGAUUGUCAGGAUGUCUUAGGAGGUGAAUGUUAACCAGGGCUGAACUGAUGACUGAUGAAGAUUUAAAAUGACCACAGCCUCUGACUACUUUCAUUUUCUUAAAGGUUCUCUUUAUGAUAUCCAGAGCAUUAAUAUAGCAGCAAACAACUAUUGUCUAAGUAAAGAUAUAGAGGAGUAGUGUCUACCUGAGCAGAAAAUGAAGUCUUUCUCCCUCUGUGUGUGUUAUUAGCCAAGCUUUUCUGUGCUUUGCUUACAUAGCGGGCUGGCCACGUGUGCCUUUUCGUGCAUGUUCGUGCAUGUGAGCGUGCCCCACUGGCCAGCUACUGGCCACCCGCUCUGGCACUGCUCUCAAAAGGCGGUUACAGCUGAUAACGCCGUCCCACACUCUAGCGCUGUUAGCACUGUUAGCUGCGAGCCGCCAGCUCAACCAUCGCCUUUGUUAGAGAGCCGUGUGGAGGCAAUAGAUAUGCUCUGAAUGUCGUAUUGAGCAGCUUUAACCAUGUCAAAUGCAUUGAAUGUACAUUUGUACCCCAAACCCGCGUUGAAUGUCAGCACUUGAUGUUGAUGUCACAACAUGAAAGUGAUCUGUGAGGACAUUUUGGCAGGCUGGAAUGAACCUGUUAGGGGGCCCUCUGGGAACAAACUUCCUUUCCUGUUUUUCAGUGUGUGUCAGUUUGUGGUAAUUUGAUUAAACACACAUUUAUGCAGGAAUAUGUACCAUAUAAACUGAUAUAUACCAUAUAAACAAAUUCUUAGGCCUCCGUGAUAUCCAUUACAAUAGUGGAAUGUACAACUUACAGUGUUGGGCAAUUUAUGUGAAAACUGUAAUCAGUUCCCCAUUACUCACUGCAAAGUAAUAGCAUUACUUCACUAAUUAUUCAGCAGCAAACGUUAUGUGUUACAUUACUUGCUGUUUUACUUUCAUUAGGCCUACUCUGCCCAGCUCUAUCAAAGGUGCCUUUAAACUCCAAAUCCUCCACACCCAGCUGUUGCAUCUGUUGUAUAACACAUAGGAAAUAUGGAGGAUACCACCAGAUCCUGUUCACUGCUUCUUUAAAGGAAUGCUUCACCCACCACGUCCAUUACUCACACAGUGUUACCUUGAAUUCUUGAAGAAACUUUGUUUAAUAUGCCAUAUACAAAUGCUUAUUUUGUGGGUGAGGUAUUUCCUAUAAUUAAUCAAAUCAAUCACUCAGAAAAUACCAUUUCACGAGGUUGGGUGAAGACUUUUAAAAUCCUUACAAGUUUUGAAAUUAGGAGAGAAAGAAAUUUCACUGAGUGCUUUAAAGUGUUAACCAUGCACAACUUACAGGAAUAGAGCUAAUGUUAUCUAGCUCUCUCUGUCCCUCACACAGGCUGCCUCUCCCUCUGUCACGGACACACACACACACGCACACACACGCACACACACGCACACACACACACACACACACACACACACACAACAACACACGCACACGUGUUGUGUAUUCUCGACUGAAGUGUAGUUUGUCUGUAGCCUAACGUUAGCUUUUUACUUCUGCUGAUUGCAUUCACACUUCAAAAAUCAAAGAAGUGGUGUUUAUUUGUGAGAUUAUCUGCUGAACAAAAUGUGGUGAAUAUCAUAAAUGUGUGUUCGCCACAGAGUUUAUUUUCUACAAUAAUCCAAAAGCCAGUGGAACAAUCCCAUUGGCUUUUUGUGGAGGGAACCAGGGUGAUGCUAACUUCCUGGUUGGCCUACAAAAAUACGUGCUGCCUGGAGCUCUCUAUAACCCCUAGUUCCAAGCUCUUUAGCUAAGCCUUUCACCUAGACUUAAUACAGGUGCACUCAUUUAUAAUAGCAACAAAUACCUAUGUGUUAAUCCACACCUGCCAAUCAGAAUCAGGAAUUUUCAGUGGUCAUGGUAUAAACUACAAUAAUAAUAGAAAUAGAUUUUAAUCACAAAUUAUUACAUACAUACAUUCAUAAUGUAGGACCUGCCUUAAUUGAUAUUCUACUUUAGUGGUGCCAACAAAUCUACAAUUAAUCAAAUUACCAAGACCUUUGACAUACAGUGACCUGGAACUUUUGGGGCCCAGAGUCAUGUAUGUAAUCCAGCCUUCCAUCCAUCCUUAUCCAUCUGUGAGUGCAAUAUUAGAACCAGGGAGUUUUAGCAACAUGACAAAAUUAGCUCUUAUUUGGAAGUGGCCAGUUUGGACACAUUCCACCCACAUUUCACAUAUGAGCAAUAUAAAGGCAUGGAGCGGGUGGAAUGUGUUAUGAGAGAUAAUUUUCACUGAUGCAAUCUCUUUUUAAUCUAUAUGAAAGAUUGCUUUGGAACAUGGCCGUAGAUCAAGUUUAGCAGAGCCAGUUUUCCCCUGCAGUUGGCCUCCAGGCAGUUUCUUGGUGGGUCUUUGCCAGCUCUGGCAUCUCGAUUUCGUGAUCAUGUAUGGAGAGCUGUGCUGUUAGUUUUGAAGCUGACUGCUUCUUGUUGUAGAAGUGGUACCGGGCCAUGGCAUUUAUAAAGCUACCUGGACCAACUGUCUGGUAGUCCACACUGCCUUUUAGUAGGCCAACACCGAUCCUACAUGUACAGUACAUGCUGGCUGAGGUCUUAUUCUGAAAAGCUAUUUACAUGACACUGUUCAUUAAAUGUAACCUGUGGGGGAUCUUUACUCUAUGAGAACAAUUGGCACUAUACUGUGUAGGCACUUGAAAACCUGGUUUCUAUUGAAUGAUGACGUAUGUUCUAACCCUGCUGCUUUACAUGUCUGCUCGAAGGAAUGUUUGUCUUAGUAAACUGACUUUAAAGCUCACACAUUGGACCAAAUGAAAGGAUGAGCCUGAUAGCUGUGUGAACUAUUUUUAUCAAUGAAAUAAUCUUUGGUUUCCGCUCGCAUUAAAUUGUGGCAAGGCAUCUAGUUUCACUGUGAUAUAUUAAGGAUAAAUUACUUUACACCUUCACUGACUUUUGUAAAAUUCAGUGAUAUCAGGCCAUGCGUGUAAUACUUUGCUGUUCAUAUAAACGCUGAUCACUGUUAAAGCUUAGUGGUGAUUAAGAACUAAGACCUGAGAGGACUUUUUAGUGGAUAAAGAUUGAUUUAUGUGAAAUAUUAUUCUGUGCCGUAUUCCCAAGCCUUGUUGAAAUGCAUUAAUGUACAAAUAAAGACUAAACUUGAUGGUGGAAUGUGA
Messenger RNA from Sebastes umbrosus (honeycomb rockfish), 11721 nucleotides. RefSeq lists its product as uncharacterized. Bases 784 to 5286 code for a protein of 1500 amino acids. The record is from RefSeq and is a predicted model, not a curated record. The transcript has 5 exons. Lineage: Eukaryota; Metazoa; Chordata; Actinopteri; Perciformes; Sebastidae.